AGGGCCUGGCGCAGUAACAGACCCUCCGAGACGCGCUGUCACUGCUGAUGCUCCGGUGGGGCUGCUUGCUCGGGGCUGUGAACCUGAAAUCCAGCAACCGAAACCCAGUGGUGCAGGAAUUUGAAAGUGUGGAGCUGUCUUGUAUCAUUACGGAUUCACAGACCAGCGACCCCAGGAUUGAGUGGAAGAAAAUUCAAGAUGCACAAACCACAUAUGUGUACUUUGACAACAAAAUUCAGGGAGACUUGGCGGGCCGCGCAGAGCUGCUGGGAAAGACCUCCCUGAAGAUCUGGAACGUGACCCGGACAGACUCAGCUCUUUAUCGCUGUGAGGUGGUUGCUCGGGAUGACCGCAAGGAGAUUGACGAGAUUGUCAUCGAGCUGACGGUGCAAGUGAAGCCAGUGUCCCCCAUGUGCCGGGUGCCCAGGGCUGUACCUGCAGGCAAGGCAGCCACGCUGACCUGCCAGGAGGGCGAGGGGUCCCCACGGCCGCGCUACAGCUGGUACCGUGAUGACGUGCCACUGCCCACGGACUCCAGGGCCAACCCCCGCUUUCGGAAUUCCUCCUUCCUCUUUGACGCAGAGACUGGCACACUGGUCUUCAGCGCCGUCCACAAGGAGGACUCGGGCCGGUACUACUGCAUCGCGUCCAAUGACGCGGGCUCAGCACGCUGUGAGGAGCAGGAGAUGGAAGUCUAUGACCUGAACAUCGGUGGAAUCAUCGGGGGGGUCCUGGUGGUCCUGGCUGUCCUGGCCCUGAUCACGGUGGGGAUCUGCUGUGCGUACAGACGCGGCUACUUCAUCAACAACAAGCAGGACGGGGACAGCUACAAGAGCCCAGGGAGGCCGGACGGAGUGAACUACAUCAGGACGGAUGAGGAGGGCGACUUCAGACACAAGUCCUCGUUCGUCAUCUAGAUGGCCGCCACCAGCGGGGACCUGAGCUGGGAGCAGCCCUGGGGAGGGCACCGUACAGGGCAAGACACUCGCGCAAAAGCUUCUUGUUUUGGCCAAAGUUGACCGCUACUCCUUCCUUACUUUUUAACAAGCCACACAAAUAAAAGUUUUCCUCGAGAUGGGCACAGUCACCCCGAGCAGAGGACAACUCCCACCGGGGGCAGGCGGGCGCUGUGGGCCGGAGAGGCCAGGUGACCUGCCCUCCCACGGUCAUUGGGGCGGCACUGGGGGCUCAGCGGUGGCUGAACCUGUGCGUCUGGAAGGCGCUUCUGGGAGACAGUGCUGCCGGGCUGUGUCCUCUGGGGGCUGUGCCGUGGCCGCGUCCUGUGCCCCUUGGGGAAUCUCUGACAGCAGCUGGUCAGGAAGGGGAACUCUCACCUGUGGGACCCGCUCCUGUAAGGAGGGCUCCAGCAUCAAAAGAAAGCCUCCGUCUUGGGCUGAACCUGAAAUGGUACUGCUGCGACGUCCUGCUUUUCUAUGGGUGUUUAUUUUUACAAAUUUUACAUUCUAAAUUUUUGCUAAAGAUGUAUUUUGAUUAUUGAAAAGAAAAUUUCUAUUUAAACUGUAAAUAUGUUGUCAUACAAUGUUAAAUAACCUAUUUUUUUUAAGAAGUUCUACUUCAGGUAGGAGGCCCCAGCUCCUCAUGCUGAACUGGAAAAUACCAGUGAUUCAGAGUUCUUUAACCCAAGCAGCCUUCUCAGGGGGGCCUGCUGCACGUUUCCCGUCCCCACGCGCAUGCUAGCACUUCCCCAGGGAAACUCACGCCGCCUAUGCGCCAGGCACUGCUGCUCAGAGAGGCUCUGAAAGUCCCAGCUGGGCGGUGCCCACCCUGCCCGCGUCUCCGCGGAGGGGCAGGGGGGCUCCCGGGGUGGCCUUGGAGCUGCCUCUUCCUCACGUUGCUCGAACCACCACUGCUGAAACCCUUACACCUGCGUGCAAACCAUGCUGCACGGGCAGGGUUGGGGCGAACGGGACACUGGGUCCUGACUGAGGCCAGCCCUGGCCACCUCUGAUCCCGACAGUGGCCUGGCCUGUGGACCAGCUAUAAGGGGGCUGUUCCUGUGCCACAUGGUUCAACCCAGGACAGUGCCAAGGGGCUUGGGGGGGGGGCGCCUCUGUGUGGCCCCAGCCUGGGCCCCCAGAGUUCUCGGUGAAACAAAGCAGCCUGUCUGGCGCUAAAUUCACUUUGCUCACUUGUGUGGUUUCUGAGACUGGAGCCAGAGGUAGUUUGGGAAUCAAAUCUGAAUAAAGACAGUGAACCCACUGUCCCUCUGCGGGGAGGACGGCACGCAGACCACCCCCCUCCCAGCCGCCCUAGGCGGUGGUGCGGACACCAGUGCCCGAGUCAGGCCCUUCCUGACCUGAGUAAAGUUCUCACCCGCCCGAGACACGGUGGCCCACCCCGCAGGUGCCAAGGCCUGGCUCCCUGACACACACUCAGGCCUGGGGGCCCUGUGGAGCAGGGACCUUCUCAGAGGGCUGCACCCCGCCCACUGUGUGCUGAAGGAGGGUUUUUAUGUAGAACGUAGUCAUCCUGGGAUUAAACUCUCAGUGUCUUAAUUUUUUAUACUUUUUAAAAAUUGAAUACUUGAGACUUACGCUGACCUUUCUCUUUUGAGCUGUGUGAACCCUUGCCAUGGGUGUUAGCAGAGGCGUGAGCAGCCCUCCACAGUGCUGGGGGCGCCCGCUUCCUCGGCCUUCGUGUCUCGACAGCAUAGACAUCAGGCUGUCCCUCCACCCUUGCCUCCUCUUGGUGGGGGGGGUAGCACCCCCAUCCUGGUUGUUACAAUGAUGGGGUGGCCUUGACACCCUAAAACCAUCCCUGUAGCCACAUGACCUGGGUCUGAGAGAGGAGAGUGGGGUCUGGGAAGUUGCUGCCUGUCUCAUAAACGCGUGGACGAAAAAGAUGGAAACGCCGCUGGAGGCGCGAGGCCACGCCGGGCUGCGUGGCCUUUGUGUGGCGACAGCUGUACGUAGUGAUGCAGACUUGUGAUGACUAACACGCCUGUACGUUGGUAUUUUUAAACCUCAUUUAUAAAAGCUUCUAAAAACCA
This is a messenger RNA of Vicugna pacos (alpaca), 3010 nucleotides long. The record is from RefSeq and is a predicted model, not a curated record. Lineage: Eukaryota; Metazoa; Chordata; Mammalia; Artiodactyla; Camelidae.